CUCUCUCUCUCUCUCUCUCUCUCUCCGCAACGAAAACCAGAAAAGAAGGGUAGAGAAAAAGCCAAACCCAAGCCCACCUGUUCUUCUUCAACGCUUCUCUCUCUCUCUCUACUCUCUUGCUGGAUCAUCCAUCAAAAACCCUAUUUCUCGCACACUGCGCGCAGAGUCACCGACCCACAAACACACAUACACUGCUCUCUAGCUCAAGUUUUUUUUUUUUUUCCUCUUGCACUGCAUUUCUGGGUCUGACAUCUUCUCGGCUUCAUUUCUUAAAUGGGCACCUAAUCGGCAUUCCUUUUCUGGAUAUAAUUCCCACCCAGUAGCAUUACUGAUCGCUCAAAUUCUGAGCUUUUGUGAGAAAAUAAGGAAAAAAACGAGAGCUGUUUAUAUUUGUAAUCUCCUCUGACAUUGUCUAAGUUUUUCCCUUUUCGGUUCUUUAAAAAAGGAGGGGUAGAAGGGAAAAGAUUGAGGUAGCGCUUGUGGGUUUUUUCUUUCCGCUCUGAUUCUAUGGCUGCGGUUGCUGAGAUUUCCCAUGAAGCAGCGGUUGCUAACAAGAACUUGGAUUCGAAACCGAAUUCGAAGCCGGAAUCAGAAUUCACCAUGCAGAAUUUGGUCGAUAUGUUCACAAAGUUGAACCCUUUGGCUAAGGAGUUCAUCCCUUCCUAUUACUCCCAAGCCCUUGAUCAUCAUCAUCAUCAGCAGCACCUUCAUUUCCAGCAGAAUGGCAGUUUCCUGAUCAGCGAUUUCCCGGCUGCUGAAAAGAAUUUCUCCGAGAACAACUUCGCCAAUUAUAGGAGGAGAAGAAAUAGCUUCAACCAAGGCAGAAGAAGGUUCAAUGGACGGUCUUUUAGAGCUCAAAGGGAAGAUAGUGUCAGACGGACAGUAUAUGUUUCUGACAUUGAUCAGCAUGUCACCGAAGAGCAGCUGGCUACCCUAUUUAGUACUUGCGGACAAGUUCUUGAUUGCCGAAUUUGUGGCGAUCCACAUUCAGUUCUUCGAUUUGCCUUUGUUGAAUUUGCAGAUGAAUAUGGUGCAAGAGCAGCUUUGAACCUCGGUGGGACAAUGUUAGGAUACUAUCCAGUGAGGGUUUUACCAUCAAAGACAGCUAUACUUCCUGUAAAUCCAAAUUAUCUCCCAAGGUCAGAGGAUGAACGAGAAAUGUGUACAAGGACAGUUUAUUGCACAAAUAUUGAUAAAAAGGUUUCUCAAGCUGAAGUCAAAAAUUUCUUUGAAACAGCCUGUGGUGAGGUCACUCGCUUGAGGCUUCUAGGGGACCAUGUGCACUCAACUCGCAUCGCUUUUGUUGAAUUUGCUAGGGCUGAAAGUGCCAUUGUUGCUUUAAAUUGCAGCGGAAUGGUCUUGGGAACUCAGCCCAUCAGGGUAAGCCCUUCAAAGACACCGGUGAGGCCGCGGGUUACUCGCCCACCGAUGAAUUGAUAUUGAGUGGAGCUUUGAGGAGUCGCGCGUCAAAUUCGGUAACUGAACAGUUGAGAGGAACUUUGUUGAGACAAAGAGCUUGUUAAACUAUGAAUUUUCCUCUUUUUCUAUUAUUCUCAUCUCGAUCUGUCGCAGCUGCAACAUUUUCUGUGACCGGACAUGACAUGACCUCCUGUCAGUUUCGCUUCUCAGAGGACCGAUCUCAAUCUUUGAGGUUCAUUAUCCUAUUUAAUCAUUCAUCACUAUCA
This is a messenger RNA of Rhodamnia argentea, 1685 nucleotides long. Its product is annotated as polyadenylate-binding protein-interacting protein 9-like. NCBI's taxonomy places the organism in Eukaryota, Viridiplantae, Streptophyta, Magnoliopsida, Myrtales, Myrtaceae. The record is from RefSeq and is a predicted model, not a curated record. The transcript has 10 exons. Gene Ontology annotation, molecular function: RNA binding. Bases 508 to 1437 code for a protein of 309 amino acids.